AGGAACAGGUCGUCGCCGCUAGCUUGCUUAUGUUGUUUGUUACGCUACGUGCUAGCUUGUUUAUUACUCUACGUCAGUGUGACAACCGCAAUAAAAACGUCACCGCUCGCUAGCUUGCCUCGUUUAUUAGGUCCUGUACGUCAGCGUGACGCAUAUAAUAACAAUAAGAACGUUGCCGCUAGCUCUCUUACCUUGUUAGCUACUGUACGAAUGAUUGAACCGCCCGAAGGCGUCCCGCCGUCGCUGUCACGUGACCUGCAUAGCUACGCUCUGCGGUGUUAUCGCGAGAAGGAACAGGUGUUCUUUGACAUCACAGUGGCAGGUCACGAGGUGGGCCGUAUCGUCAUCGGCCUGUUUGGAGACGUGGUGCCUCUGACUGUCAGUAACUUUGUUGCCCUGGCAACGGGAGAGAAAGGUUACGGCUACAAAGGCACCAAGUUCCAUCGAGUCAUCAAGGACUUCAUGAUCCAAGGAGGGGACUUCACCGCCGGAGACGGGACCGGAGGGCACAGCAUCUACGGGACCACCUUUGCUGACGAGAACUUCAAACUGAAGCACAGCUCGGCCGGCUGGGUGAGCAUGGCCAACGCGGGUCCAGACACAAACGGCUCCCAGUUCUUCAUCCUGGCCACCAAAGCCCCGUGGCUGGAUAACAAACAUGUGGUGUUUGGCAAAGUCCUGGACGGGAUGUCUGUCGUUCACACCAUCGAGCUGCAGGACACGGACGAGAGGAACCUGCCGUACGCCGAGUGCGUGGUGGUGAACAGCGGCCGCAUCGGCGUGAAAGAGCCUUUCGGCGUGGAGGUGGACGGCUGGUAGCUCCUCCUCCUCCGGCGGCGGCGGCGGUGGCGGCGCCGCACGUUUUCACUAUGCAUCCCGAUACAUCUCAUGGAUGAUCAAAACAGCUUUUAGUCAUAUCUCCACUUCCUGUUUACAUGCGUCUCAUCUGCUGCUUCAUCUUAUGCAACCACCUUAAACUGUGAAAGACACUUUUUGUUGUCCGCCAUAAACGUUGGUGCCAAACAAA
Molecule: messenger RNA, 1027 nt
Organism: Doryrhamphus excisus (bluestripe pipefish)
Lineage: Eukaryota; Metazoa; Chordata; Actinopteri; Syngnathiformes; Syngnathidae
Source: RefSeq, a predicted model, not a curated record